AUGGGGCAUCAUAUGUUGCAGUCGUUAUUGAGCCUCUCUGAGUACGCCGCCGUUUCGGCCGCCUUUGUCUUUUUAGACUUGCAUGCAGCCUUUUACAGUGUUAUUCGCCAGGGAUUGUUUGGACAGCCCCUGCACGAUGAAUACCUCUGUAUAUUCCUAGCGAGGCAAGGCAUCUCACCACAGGAGCUCGAUGAGUGGGAAAAGCAAGCCCAGCUGGACUAUGCCUUACAGGGUCAAAGCCAAUUAGUGCAGAAUUGGGCGCAAGAUGCAUUCAAGAAUGCUCAUUUCUCCAUGAAGGGGCUCAAGUCCCUGGCUCUGACCAGUCGGGGAACAAGGCCAGGAGACCCAAUAGGAGACAUCUGCUUCAACAUUAUCAUGCAGAAGGUCUUAGCCGAAGUUCGUCAGCGGGUCAGCAAUUGGGGUUGCGCUGACUUGUUGGAGCAGCCGGUGCAAGAAGUCCUUGGACAGGAUUUGCCUGGGUUCCUGGAUGUGUCCUUUUUCGACGAUGUAGCGUUUGGCAUCCUGCAUGCGUCGCAUGAGAGACUCAUUGCUGCAGCCGCAGUAGUGCUCUCUGCACUUUGUGAUUCGGCACGUACUCGAGGAUUGCAGGUGAAUUUCCAGGCAGAAAAAAUUGAGCUCAUGCUGGUCCUUAAGGGUCGUGGGGAAUAUCAUGAGCGCGCUAGGUUGAUGGCGCAUCUCUAUUAUUCCAGGGAUUGCGCUGACAAGCUUGAAGCCCUUUUUGAGCCACUGCCGUUAGCGUUGGUUGAAGAGCUCGACCAAAUUGACCGAGACAAAGCCGCUGAUUUGAAGCUGCAGGGUUGGAGCCUGAAGAAGGCGCAUUUGCCAGCCUGUAGGGUUCCCUUUGUUCAGCUCCCUCCCUCCGACAGCCCGGAAGCUCGGGCCAUUCGAGCAGCUUGCAGUAGCGGUGAGCCAGCUGUCAAGCCCUGGUAUCAUGUGGGAGGGACCUUGGUGAGGCAAGAAGAGCAGAGGCAGCGCGAACAAGUGAUGGUAGGCACCGGCUUGCUUCAGGUGGCCAUCGAGCUGCUGCUUCUUUGUACCUAUGUUGGAGGUUGCGGGUUCUUGGAGCACCCGGAGUACCCGAGGUGGAUGAAGGGCACGCCGUGCCCUUCGAUUUGGACGCUGGAAGUGAUGCAGGUGCUGGCAUCUUGCGAGGCAGUCAGCGUUGUGUCCUUCGAUCAAUGCAUCUAUGGGGCAGGAGGGGUUAAGCCUACAACGCUCCUCCUGGUGCGGCUCCCUUUUUUCCGCGAGAUCACACUGCAAACUGGGCUACAUGGCCGAUGUCAUCAUGGUCCAGGAGCUCAUGUGAGCCUUGUGGGGCGAGAGGGGGCUAGUUUCCGCACAGCGCGUGCGAAAGUCUACCCAGCCGGUUUGAACAUCGCGCUGGCUGAAGCGUUCCACUCAUAUGUGGCGAGGUUGAAUCCGGUCCAGUGCGAUCGCGAAUUGCCUCGCGAGUUUCAUGACCUCCACGAAGCGGGGGCCGUUGAGGAGCCGGCUGUUGUUCAGCCGAACUACCAUAGCAGAUAG
Molecule: messenger RNA, 1545 nt
Organism: Durusdinium trenchii
Lineage: Eukaryota; Dinophyceae; Suessiales; Symbiodiniaceae
Source: the annotation of a GenBank genome assembly